This is a messenger RNA of Darwinula stevensoni, 1341 nucleotides long. The record is from the annotation of a GenBank genome assembly. Lineage: Eukaryota; Metazoa; Arthropoda; Ostracoda; Podocopida; Darwinulidae.
AUGAAACCCGUCAUCGCCUUGGUGGGCAGACCCAAUGUGGGCAAGUCCACCCUAUUUAAUAAACUCACGCAAACACGAGAUGCCAUAGUCGCAGACUAUGCAGGCCUGACCAGAGACCGCCAUUACGGUAGUGGAAAACAUGGUAAACAAGAGUUUAUCGCGAUAGAUACCGGCGGCUUUGAGCCUAAGGCCGAAUCUGGCAUCUAUAAAGAAAUGGCCAAGCAGACUCGCCAGGCUGUCGCGGAGUCAGACGUGGUGAUCUUUAUGGUUGAUGCGCGCGAUGGCCUUUCGGCGCAAGACCACGACAUUGCACAAUAUUUGCGCAAAUUGGGUAAACCCGUGCUAUUGGCGGCCAAUAAAGCCGAGGGCAUGAAAGCCAGUGCGCAGUUGGCAGAUUUUUACGAGCUAGGUUUAGGUCAGGUUCACCCCAUAUCCGCAGCCCACGGACAAGGGGUGGGAGAUUUGCUAGAUAUGGCGCUGGAGCCCUUAAAUCUUCCCGACAUAGAAGAUACUCUGGAAGAAAAGCCAGACGUCAUUAAACUCGCAGUGGCUGGGCGCCCCAACGCCGGCAAAUCUACGCUCAUCAACACAUGGCUGGGCGAAGAGCGCUUGGUCGCUUUUGAUUUGCCAGGAACUACACGCGAUGCUAUCAGCGUAGAGUUUGAGCGUAAAGGGCAGAAAUAUGAAAUUAUUGACACUGCUGGGCUACGCAAAAAGGGCAAAGUUUUUGAAGCCAUAGAGAAAUUCUCCGUGGUGAAAACCUUGCAGGCUAUAGAGGAUGCCAACGUGGUUGUGUUGUUGAUAGAUGCAACCCAAGGAGUUACAGACCAAGAUGCGCACAUUGCAGGGUUUAUAUUGGAAGCAGGCCGCGCGGUGGUUGUGGCCGUGAAUAAAUGGGAUGCUAUUGAUGAUUAUCAGCGAGAAAUAUUGCGUCGCUCCAUAGAAAUGCGCUUGGUAUUUCUCAAAUUUGCUGAUAUACACUAUAUUUCUGCCAAAAAACGCCAAGGCUUAGGGCCACUGUGGACGUCUAUCAAUAAAGCCUAUACAUCGGCCUACUGCAAAAUGUCUACCCCUAAACUCACCAGGCUUAUUCAAGAAGCCGUACAGUUCCAAGCGCCCAAGCGCCACGGUAUGUACCGCCCAAAACUGCGCUAUGCCCACCAAGGCGGAACCAAUCCGCCAGUGGUGGUGGUACAUGGAAACUCCCUAGAAGGCGUAACAGAUGCUUAUAAACGCUACCUGGAUGGCCGUAUCCGCAAAGCCUUUGACCUCAAAGGAACGCCAUUGCGUGUGGAGAUGAAAACCAGCCAUAAUCCCUAUAGCAGCAAAUCGAAAGCCUAG